Salvia splendens (bonfire salvia) is the source of this 1809-nucleotide messenger RNA. Its product is annotated as transcription factor ICE1. Lineage: Eukaryota; Viridiplantae; Streptophyta; Magnoliopsida; Lamiales; Lamiaceae. Gene Ontology annotation, cellular component: nucleus. Gene Ontology annotation, biological process: regulation of DNA-templated transcription. The transcript is spliced from 4 exons. Gene Ontology annotation, molecular function: sequence-specific DNA binding; protein dimerization activity; DNA-binding transcription factor activity. The record is from RefSeq and is a predicted model, not a curated record. The coding region runs from base 156 to 1643 and encodes 495 amino acids.
AUUAAUUUUCAAACUAAAAAACACAAAUCCCUCUCUUUCUCUCUCCUCCCCAUCUCUCUCUUAAAUUAGUGAAAAGCCACUUGCCUUUUUUCGCCUACGUCUCUGCUCUCUGCAACUCUCUUUUGCAGAUAACACACACUCAAACACACCCCACAAUGCUGCCGAGGGCCACCGCCGCCGCCUGGAUUGACGCCGAGGAAGAUGAGGCCAUCUCCUGGCCGCCUCGCCAGCACAACGACGCCGCCGCCUCCGCCCGAGACGACGCAAUCAACAACGCCUCUCUCACUUCCUUCAAGUCCAUGCUCGACUCUGAUUGCUUCCUCAACAAUGCCAUCGCCGCCCCCAAUCCCUUCAACCUACCGGAAUUCAGCUCCCUUUUAUUCAAUCCUUUGGAUUCCUCUUCCUCCUGCUCUCCCUCCCAGCCCUUCCACCUCGAUUCCUCGCCCGCAUUUUUACCCCCUAAAUCCGUAAUGCCCUCUCUCUUCACCGCCAAUUUUGACAACGGCGGCUUCGAUUUGAGCUGCGACCAGAGCUACUUCCCCGCUCCGGACGCGGUUUCCGCGCCUAUGAUGAUGGGGUUUAACGGAUUCAAUUCUCAAUUUCAAUCCAGCGCCGAGUUCGCGACGCGGAUGCUUCCCUUUUCCGACGAUAGCGCCGCUGCUGGAGGUGCUUCCAACGCAAUCAAUUUCGAGGGUUUCGACCCUAGCGGCGGAGUCGGAUUGAAUCCGAACAGGCCUAAGCUGCUGAGGCCGCUCGAGGUCCAGCCGCCGGUGGGAGCGCAGCCGACUCUGUUUCAGAAGAGGGCGGCGCUGCGGCAGAGCUCGAGGCUGCAGAAUUUGGGGGCUAUGAGCUCGAAGAGCGACGAGGGCUUGACGAGCGUGGAUGACGCAGGGGAGAUGGAACUGGGGAGGAAGAGGAAGAGGAGCUUUGAUGAUGAAAUGGAGGAUAUAGGCGCUGAUAUCUCCACCUUGAAUUACGAUUCCGAUGAACCCACCGAUAAAUUCGGCUACAAUUCCAACGGCAACAGCAGCGUCACGGCUGGCGACCACAAGGGGAAGAGGAAGGGGAUGCCGGCGAAGAAUCUGAUGGCGGAGCGGCGCCGGAGGAAGAAGCUCAAUGACAGGCUCUACAUGCUCAGAUCUGUUGUGCCUAAAAUCAGCAAGAUGGAUAGAGCUUCAAUUCUUGGAGAUGCAAUUGAUUAUCUGAAGGAGCUUUUGCAACGCAUAAGUGAUAUUCAUAAUGAACUUGAAGCUACCCCAGCUGGAUCUCUGCUUCAUCCAUCGACGAGCUUCAAUCCUUUGACGCCCACACCACCGACUCUCCCUUAUCGCAUCAAGGAGGAAAUCUGUGCAAGCUCGGCACCUAGUCCCAAGAACCAACCUGCAAGGGUCGAAGUAAGGCUGAGAGAAGGGAGGGCUGUGAAUAUCCACAUGUUCUGUGCUCGUCGACCAGGUCUCUUGUUGUCGACUAUGAGGGCUUUGGACAACCUUGGUCUGGACAUCCAGCAAGCUGUGAUAAGCUGUUUCAACGGCUUUGCCUUGGAUGUGUUCCGAGCGGAGCAAUUCAGGGAAGGGCAGGAUGUGUUGCCGGAGCAGAUCAAAGCGGUGCUUCUGGAUUCAGCUGGAUAUCAUGGUGUUAUGUAGAUUUCAAUCUUGUCUUUAUAAACAAUUUGCUCAGCAGUAAUUGCUGAGUUAUGAGUAGGUAUGACUGCAUCUCAUAAGUCAUAACAAUGAAUUCAAGCUAAUGCUGUUAGAUUAUUUUGUGACAUUUAUUUGGAAUUUUUGCAAUCUAUUUUUUUGAAAACAUAAA